Messenger RNA from Saccharomyces kudriavzevii IFO 1802, 462 nucleotides. RefSeq names its product nucleoside diphosphate kinase (gene YNK1). Lineage: Eukaryota; Fungi; Ascomycota; Saccharomycetes; Saccharomycetales; Saccharomycetaceae. The record is from RefSeq and is a predicted model, not a curated record. Gene Ontology annotation, molecular function: nucleoside diphosphate kinase activity. The transcript has a single exon. Bases 1 to 462 code for a protein of 153 amino acids. Gene Ontology annotation, biological process: UTP biosynthetic process; CTP biosynthetic process; GTP biosynthetic process.
AUGUCUAGCCAAACUGAAAGAACUUUCAUUGCAGUUAAACCAGAUGGUGUUCAGAGGGGUCUAGUGUCCCAGAUUUUAUCUCGUUUCGAAAAAAGAGGUUAUAAAUUAGUUGGUAUUAAGUUAGUUCAAGCUGAUGACAAAUUAUUGGAGCAACAUUAUGCAGAACACGUUGGUAAACCAUUCUUCCCAAAGAUGGUCUCUUUCAUGAAGUCUGGUCCUAUCUUGGCUACGGUCUGGGAGGGUAAGGAUGUGGUCAAGCAAGGAAGAAUUAUUCUUGGAGCCACUAAUCCGCUGGCCAGUGCACCAGGCACCAUUAGAGGGGACUUAGGUAUUGACCUAGGUAGAAAUGUUUGCCACGGUAGUGAUUCCGUCGAAAGUGCUGAACGUGAGAUUAAGUUAUGGUUCCAAAAGGAAGAUUUAAUUAGUUGGGAAUCUAACCAAGCUAAAUGGAUUUAUGAAUAA